Messenger RNA from Paramecium octaurelia, 138 nucleotides. The record is from the annotation of a GenBank genome assembly. Lineage: Eukaryota; Ciliophora; Oligohymenophorea; Peniculida; Parameciidae.
AUGAAUAUAACAUUAUUUAUUGUGAAGAUGAUUGAUCUAGUCGACUUUUAGGGAAUUUUUAAACAAAGAGGUAUCCAAAUUGAUGGAAAAAGGUAGUUUAAUCCAUUUUUAAAAAGAGAUUUCUAAAACAUAUCAUGA